CAGAGUCCUGGGAUCACAGCUCAUGGUUGACAGCUUACUGAGAGAAAAAUUUGAGGGAGAAUGGACACAAAAGCUCGAAAUUGUUUGCUUCAGCAUAGAGAAGCUCUGGAAAAGGACAUCAAGACAUCCUAUAUCAUGGAUCACAUGAUUAGUGAUGGAGUUUUAACAAUAUUGGAGGAGGAAAAAGUAAAAAAUGAGCCUACUCACCAACGAGCAGCUAUGCUAAUUAAAAUGAUACUUAAAAAAGAUAACUCUUCCUACAAAUCCUUCUACUAUGCUCUACUACAUGAAGGAUAUAAAGAUCUUGCUGCUCUGCUCCAGGAUGGCAUUCCUGAUGUCUGCUCCUCCAGUGGCAAAGAUUCAGUUGCAAUAGCCUCAUAUGUAAGAACAGUCUUGUGUGAAGGUGGAGUACCGCAGAGGCCAGUUGUUUUUGUGACGAGGAAGAAGCUAGUGAGUGCAAUUCAGCAGAAGCUCUUCAAAUUGAAUGGUGAACCAGGGUGGGUCACCAUAUAUGGAAUGGCAGGCUGUGGGAAGUCUGUGUUAGCUGCAGAAGCUGUUCGGGACAAUUCCCUCUUAGAAGGCUGUUUCCCAGGGGGUGUGCAUUGGGUUUCAAUUGGGAAACAAGACAAGUCUGGGCUUCUGAUGAAACUACAGAAUCUUUGCACACGGUUGGAUCAGGAUGAGAGUUUUUCCCGGAGGCUUCCACUUAACAUUGAAGAGGCCAAAGACCGUCUCCGCAUUCUGAUGCUUCGCAAGCACCCAAGGGCUCUGUUGAUCUUGGAUGAUGUUUGGGAUCCGUGGGUGUUAAAAGCUUUUGAUAAUCAGUGUCAGAUUCUUCUUACAACCAGAGACAAGAGUGUUACAGAUUCGGUAAUGGGUCCUAAAUAUGUAGUUCCUGUGGAAAGUGGCUUAGGAAAAGAAAAAGGACUUGAAAUUUUAUCCCUUUUUGUUAAUAUGAAGAAGGCUGAUUUACCAGAACAAGCUCAUAGUAUUAUAAAAGAAUGUAAAGGUUCUCCCCUUGUAGUGUCUUUAAUUGGUGCACUUUUACGUGAUUUUCCCAAUCGCUGGGAGUACUACCUCAGACAACUCCAGAAUAAACAAUUUAAGAGAAUAAGGAAAUCUUCAUCUUAUGAUUAUGAAGCUCUGGAUGAAGCCAUGUCGAUCAGUGUUGAAAUGCUUAGAGAAGACAUCAAAGAUUAUUAUACAGAUCUUUCCAUCUUUCAGAAGGAUGUGAAGGUGCCUACAAAGGUGUUAUGUAUUCUUUGGGACAUGGAAACUGAAGAAGUUGAAGACAUACUGCAGGAGUUUGUGAAUAAAUCUCUCUUAUUCUGUGACCGGAAUGGAAAGUCGUUUCGCUAUUAUUUACAUGAUCUUCAAGUAGAUUUUCUUACAGAGAAGAAUCACAGCCAGCUUCAGGAUCUACAUAAGAAGGUAAUCACUCAGUUUCAGAGGUAUUACCAGCUGCAUACUCUUUCACCAGAUCAGGAGGACUGCAUGUAUUGGUACAAUUUUCUCGCCUAUCACAUGGCCAGUGCUAAAAUGUACAAAGAACUUUGUGCUUUAAUGUUUUCCCUGGAUUGGAUUAAAGCAAAAACAGAACUCGUAGGCCCCGCUCAUCUGAUUCAUGAGUUUGUGGAAUACAGGCAUAUACUGGAUGAAAAGGAUUGUGCAGUCUGUGAGAAUUUUCAGGAGUUCUUAUCUUUAAAUGGACACCUUCUUGGACGACAGCCAUUUCCUAAUAUUGUGCAACUGGGUCUCUGUGAACCGGAAACUUCAGAAGUUUAUCAGCAGGCUAAGCGGCAGGCCAAGCAGGAGAUGGAUAACGGGAUGCUCUACCUGGAAUGGAUAAACAAAAAAACCAUCAAGAAUCUCUCCCGGUUAGUGGUCCGCCCCCACACAGAUGCUGUGUACCAUGCCUGCUUUUCUGAGGAUGGUCAGAGAAUAGCUUCUUGUGGAGCUGAUAAAACCUUACAGGUGUUCAAAGCUGAAACAGGAGAGAAACUUCUAGAAAUCAAGGCUCAUGAGGAUGAAGUGCUUUGUUGUGCAUUUUCUACAGAUGACAGAUUUAUAGCAACCUGCUCAGUGGAUAAAAAAGUGAAGAUUUGGAAUUCUGUGACUGGGGAACUCGUGCAUACCUAUGAGGAACACUCAGAGCAAGUCACCUGCUGCCAUUUCACCAACAGCAGCCAUCAUCUUCUCUUAGCCACUGGGUCAAGUGACUUCUUUCUCAAACUCUGGGAUUUGAACCAAAAAAGAUGUCGAAAUACUAUGUUUGGCCAUACAAGUUCAGUCAAUCACUGCAGAUUUUCACCGGAUGAUAAUCUUUUGGCUAGCUGUUCAGCUGAUGGAACAUUAAAGCUUUGGGAUGUGACAUCAGCAAAUGAGAGGAAAAGCAUUAAUGUAAAGCACUUCUUCCUAAAUUCGGAGGACCCGCAAGAGGACAUGGAAGUGAUAGUGAAAUGUUGCUCCUGGUCUGCUGAUGGCGCUAGGAUAAUGGUGGCAGCAAAAAAUAAAAUCUUUCUUUUUGAUAUUCAUACCAAUGACCUUUUGGCAGAAAUCCACAUAGGCCAUCAAAGCACCAUCCAGUACUGUGAUUUCUCCCCCUACAACCAUUUGGCAGUGGUGGCUUUGUCCCACUACAGUGUGGAGUUGUGGAAUAUAGACUCAUGUUCAAAGGUGGCUGAUUGCAGAGGACAUUUAAGUUGGGUUCAUGGUGUGAUGUUUUCUCCUGAUGGAUCAUCAUUUUUGACAUCUUCUGAUGACCAGACAAUCAGGCUCUGGGAGACAAAGAAAGUAUGUAAGAACUCUGCUGUGGUGUUAAAGCAAGAAGUAGAUGUUGUGUUUCAAGAAAAUGAAGUGAUGGUCCUUGCAGUUGACCAUGUAAGACGUCUCCAACUCAUUAAUGGAAAAACUGGUCAGAUUGAUUAUCUGACUGAAGCUCAGAUUAGUUGCUGUUGCUUAAGUCCACGUCUUCAGUACGCUGCAUUUGGAGAUGAAGAUGGUGCUAUCGAGAUUUUAGAACUUGUGAACAACAGAAUCUUCCAGUCCAGGAUUGGGCACAAGAAAGCUGUCCAGCACAUCCAGUUCACAGCUGAUGGGAAGACUCUUAUUUCAAGUUCUGAUGAUUUGGCAAUUCAGGUGUGGAACUGGCAGUCAGAGGAAUAUGUCUUUCUGCAAGCCCACAGAGAAGCAGUGAAAGACUUCAGACUCUUGAAAAAUUCAAGGCUGCUUUCUUGGUCAUUUGAUGGAACGGUGAAGGUGUGGAAUAUCAUUACUGGAAGAAUAGAGAAAGACUUUGUCUGUCACCAGGAUACAGUACUUUCUUGUGAUAUCUCUCCUGAUGCUACCAAGUUUUCAUCUACCUCUGCUGACAAGACGGCAAAGAUCUGGAGUUUUCAGCGCCUUUCCCCGCUUCUCGAGCUGAGGGGCCACGAGGGCUGCGUGCGCUGCUGCACCUUCUCUGCGGACGGUGCCCUGCUGGCGACCGGAGACGACAACGGAGACGUCAGGAUAUGGAAUGCCUUGAACGGGGAGCUGCUUCAUUUGUGUGCUCCAGUCACAGAAGAAGGAGCUACCACCCACGGUGGCUGGGUGACCAGCCUUUGCUUUUCUCCAGACAGCAGAAUGCUUGUUUCAGCUGGAGGCUACCUUAAGUGGUGGAAUGUUGUCACUGGGGAAUCCUUACAGACCUUCUACACAAACGGAACCAAUCUGAAGAAGAUUCAUGUGUCCCCUGACUUCACAACAUAUGUGACUGUUGAUAAUCUUGGUAUUUUAUAUAUUUUGCAGAUGUUAGAGUAAAAUAGUUGAGUAUCGAUGUAAAUUGAACUUUCAAAUUUAGAAUUGGAAAAAAAUUCUCAUGAAACUCUACAUAUCAACUUUUUAUAAAGCUGUGAGUUGUUUUGCAGGAUUGCAUUCGUUCCCAGAAGUGUUUAUGGUGGAUGAAUAAUGUCAAUGUAGCUUUUUUCCAUGAACACACCUUUAAUCUUGUUUUUCAUAAUCAUCUUAUUAACAGUUUGUCCUUAAGAUGCAAAUGAAAAUGUAAAUACAUACCUUGUUAUACUGUUGGUAAAAUUCUCUCUUGAUGCAUUCACAUUGGUUCACAUGAUUAAUGCGAAGAGUUUGAGGGAAAUCUGCAUUGUAAUCCAGUCAUCAGUGCAGGCUGGGCUUGGAGCAGUGGCCUGCUUUCUGGACCACACUACCCCAGGGGGCAUGGCUCUCCCAAAUACAAUCUUGGAGUUAGUUUAUGUGUACUCUUUAAAUUUGCCCUAAAUUUGCGCCUGUGUGCACAGUCUGCAACAUUUUUGACUCAAGUGACUCUUGGUUUUCAACACUUCCUUUUAGGAAGCAGAAGUUCCAUGCUAGAGAAAGUAGAUUUUGUUGGUCUCCCCUUUUUUCCCUGUGGCUGAUGGCAGCCUGGACUUGGUGGUCGGUGUCUGACGUGGGCACCAUUCUGCCCUGUUUUCUUAUGUGCCAUACUUCCUACUUGACUGAACUUGACCUUUCUUGAUCCUCCCUUUUAAAAUUUUUUAGAAGCAGCUUCACAGCUAGAUGUUAAUAAUUGGGGAGGGACCACAUGUAAUCAUAAGUCUUAAUAUUUUUUGAAGAACUGUGAAAUAGUAAAAAUAAUUUUCUUCUAAUUCCAUUUACAUUUAGAUGGAUGGCAUUGUCAGCGCUGUUCUCUUAGUGAAUUUCCAGAGCGUUCUCUGGUUUUCUUGCAGUUCCAGAAGAGUCACUGCGACUCUGGAUGUCAACUUUGGCCUCCAGCCAGCCUGUCUUCCUUCCCUGUCUCUCCCCCCCUGCCUUCUUUUGCUUUGUUUUUUCCCUUCCUUCCUCCUGAAAUACAUGAUUAUGGCCAUGGAGGCAACUUGGUGAUAGAUGUGGUUUCCAUAUAAAAAGUAGCCAGAAUUCAAAGAUUUUUUAUUUCUGUAACUAGAACUAAAUCAAAUGAGGAUGAGUACUAAUAGCAGAGAAGCAGUGAGCUUGCAUUUAUUGUUGGAGCCUCUUAGUGGAUGCGGUGGGGUGAGGAGACAGGCCACCCAGAGGUUUUAGAUGAGGUGCGCCCAUUUCACGUGUGCUGGAGCCAUAAAUACAGGAAAUACAGUCGUUUACAUUGGGAAGGCGGCUUUUUGUUUUUAAGUGAUAGGAUGAGGAUCUAGUUUACAGCUUUACUGUGAGUUAAGCAAAGAUGAUGAGUGAAACCUUAAUUCUGUGAAAGGGAGUGUCUGAGUGGUGUGUCUGCCUAGAACAUUCAGAUCCCAGUUUUAUCUGCCUGUGGUAUGUAGGGACUCGCCCCACGUACAGCUCGGCGUCUAAGGAACAGACGUUUGGAAUCCAAAGCCACAGACUGUCAGAGCAGAGCAACAGACACCAUCUUCCAAAAGCCUCGGUCGGCCUCCCGCUGAAAGCAGGGGCAGGUGCGUUGGCCACACCUGCAGUCCAGCACUUUGAGAGGCUUAGGCGGGCGGAUGGCUUGAGGCUGGGAGUUUGAGACUAGCCUGGCAACAUAACAAGACCUCAACUCAAAAAAAAAAGAAGAGAAAUUAGAAAACUGAGAAGGAAGAUGAGCUAACUGAGGAAAGAGGAGACUCCUGACACCAAGGUGCUGGUGUCUCGUGGCCUUCCUGUGGCCAGCCACAAGGAACUGUGCUCUGUAGGCGGCGGGUGGGCAUUUGACAGCGUUUUCCCUACUGCCCUUUUUAUAUUGGAAGUGACAGUGGACUUUGUAUACAUAAAGAUGUUUUUACAUUGUAUGUCCCUUGUAUGUCUUGAAAACUUUUGUAUUUAUGAUGUAGCUUGUGCGAUUUUUUUUGCCUUGAUGAUUUUUAAAAACUUUUUAAAAAUAAAAUUCCUAAAGUUGUUUUGAAAA
This is a messenger RNA of Carlito syrichta (Philippine tarsier), 5869 nucleotides long. RefSeq names its product apoptotic peptidase activating factor 1 (gene APAF1). The coding region runs from base 61 to 3801 and encodes 1246 amino acids. The transcript has 27 exons. Gene Ontology annotation, cellular component: apoptosome. Gene Ontology annotation, molecular function: protein binding; ADP binding. The record is from RefSeq and is a predicted model, not a curated record. Gene Ontology annotation, biological process: regulation of apoptotic process; apoptotic signaling pathway. Lineage: Eukaryota; Metazoa; Chordata; Mammalia; Primates; Tarsiidae.